AUGAAACUAUGGCGCAACCAACUUCCUGUCUACCGACCAGAGGGUCGUGGCCUUGGCGUGGUCUUCGAAAAUAUCAGCGUACACUGCACGAGUGGAAAUGUUCGCACCGUCCUCGACUUACUCGGAAUUUUUGAAGGCAUCAUCAAGCUGCCAAUGCGCCUGGCUUACAAUUUAGUCGGGAACCGACAACAUCCUACAAAGACAAUUAUUCAAGGAGUUUCAGGAGUUGUCUUCCCGGGAGAGACACUCUUGGUUCUCGGUCAACCGGGCUCGGGGUGCUCGACUACCCUCAAGGUGAUUGCCAACGAACGAAAAUCCUAUGGAAGGGUCGACGGUGAUGUUGCUUAUUCCUGUAUCUCAUCAGCAGAGAUGCACAGGAAGUAUGCCUCCGAGGUUCUGUAUAACGCCGAAGACGACAUCCAUUACCCCGGCCUGAAGGUGAAACACACGCUGGACUUCGCCUUGCGACUGCGGAAGCCUGCCAAAGGUAUCCACCAAGACACCGCCAGCUUCUCGAGAGACAUGUCAGACCGUCUGCUGGGCGGCCUCGGAAUGUCACAUACGAAAGAUACCAUCGUGGGCAGCUCGUUUGUCCGUGGAGUCUCCGGUGGCGAGCGCAAGCGUGUUUCCCUGGCCGAAGUGAUGGCCUCCAAUCCCGCUAUCGCCUGCUGGGAUAACCCAAUCCGUGGGCUAGACAGUUCGUCUGCCUUGCAAUUUCUCAAGUUGCUCAAGUCCCUCAGCCAGGAAACCAAGAUGACCAAUAUUGUGACCAUCUACCAAGCCUCCGAUGCUAUGUAUCACCAAUGCUUCGACCGGGUCCUGGUCAUGUACGAAGGCCGGAUGAUUUUCUCGGGCAGGGCGCAAGAUGCUCAGGAUCACUUCGUCAACUUGGGCUUCCAGAAGUGGGACCGACAAACCAUUCCCGACUUCCUCACGUCCGUCACUGCUUCAUCCGAGCGAGUCGUCCGCCGCGACCACAUUGGCCCAGUGCCACAGACUCCCGAGCAGUUUGCGCAGGCAUUUCUCCAGAGUGCAUAUUACGAGCGGCUACAGGCCGAUAUCCACGCCUACCAGCAGGCAGCUGCGGUUGACACUUCAGGUCUCGCCGCUUUUCACGCAGAGAUCGACCGCGUCAAGGCGAGUGUGACACCCAAGGGCUCCCUGGAGCCCACACCAAUCUGGAUACAGACCCUAGUGGCCAUGCGCCGGUACUAUCAGCUGCUUUGGAAGAACCAACACGAUCUCUACAUUGUGCUCUUCCUCAACGCAGUGAAUGCGGUUAUCAACGGCUCCGCCUACUACAAAGCCCCCAAAACCGCAACAGGGUCCUUUGAGAAAGGUGGUGCCCUCUUCUUCUCCCUCAUCUACUUUUUCUUGAAUGCCCUCGCGGAGGUCUCGUCAACCAUCAACGCCAGGUCAAUUUUAAUCAAACAGCAUAAACUUGGUUUGAUCCACCCAAUGGCAUUUGUAAUCGCGCAGACCAUGGCAGAUAUUCCAGUGGCUGCUUUCCAAACCCUCGUGUUCUCUUGCUGCUACUAUUUCAUGCUCGGCCUGUACAAGAGUGCAUCGGAAUUCUGGAUCUUUGAGCUGAUCCUGUUCGUGCAUUACUCAGCUGUCUCGAGCAUGUUCCGCAUGCUUGGUGCGUGGGCGCCAAGUUUGGAUAUCGCCUUCUUUGUCGCCGGUACUGCCUUGCCGGUUUGUCUGACCUAUUCUGGGUAUGGGCCGCCAGUCCCCACAAUGCAUCGGUGGGGAUCCUGGAUUCGACGCAUCUCCCCCUCGCCGUGGGCAUUGGAAGCGCUAAUGGGAAACGAGUUCUCUAAUAUUGAUGUUCACUGCACGCCAGACCAGAUGGUCCCCCAUGGACCCGGAUACGGGGAGAUGCGGUAUCAGGGCUGUAGCUUGCCGGGAAGUUUGAAGGGUUCAAACGUCGUCUCAGGUUCCACUUAUCUCGAGCUCAUUUAUCGGUAUUCCAGGUCCAACCUGUGGCGCAAUUUUGGAAUUAUUCUGGUAAUGUGGUUUUUAUACGUGGUUCUUACGGCGGUAGGUCUGACGGUCAUGACGGGCUCCGGUGGCUCCGGUGGAGGUCCCAUCUUCAAGCGCGGAGCCGUCGUUCAUCCCCAGCAUUUCACAGAAGAGAAAUCAAAGCGCGAUGUGGAACAGACUGCCGUCCCCCGUACGGAAAGCCUACAUCCCGUCUCGUCGAGCUCUUCGGUGACGCAGGCAACAGUCACAGAAAAGCAGCCCAAGGUAGAGCUAGACAAGGGCACUUUCUCCUUCAAUGACGUCUCUUAUUUUGUGACGGUAGAUGGAGAGGAAAGAAGGCUUCUCACCAAUAUCAAUGGUUACGUGAAACCGGGACAGCUCACGGCCUUGAUGGGAUCUUCAGGAGCAGGUAAAACCACUCUCCUGGACACUAUUUCGCAACGAAAAAGCACUGGGAAAGUCCAGGGUCAGAUGCUCAUGGGUGGUCGGCCUCUUUAUGGAACUUUCUCCCGGUCCUGUGGAUUCUGCAUGCAGCAGGACGUCCAUGAACCUAUGGCUACUGUGCGCGAGGCAUUGGAAUUCUCAGCAAAGCUGCGGCAACCUGCACACGUCCCGGCUGUCGAGAAGCUUAACUACGUGGACCAUAUUAUAUCACUUUUGGAACUCGAGCCUAUUGCCGACGCACUCAUCGGAGAGCCUGGCGAUGGGGGUCUGAACGUGGAGGAACGAAAGCGGGUGACUAUUGGGGUCGAGCUGGCAGCCAAACCGUCGGCCUUGCUGUUCUUGGACGAGCCCACGUCUGGUCUCGAUAGCCAGGCUGCAUUCUCGAUUGUUUCCUUCUUGAAGAAGAUUGCGUCGCAAGGAGUUCCGAUUGUUUGUACGAUUCACCAGCCGUCCGCUGUCCUAUUCCAGAUGUUCGAUCAUGUUCUCCUUUUGGCCGCUGGUGGACGCACAGUCUACUUUGGUGAGACAGGCCCUGGGUCUGCGCACGUUAUUGACUAUUUUUCCCGCCAUGGUGCCGUCAUAAGCGCCUCAGAAAAUCCAGCCGAGUUUAUCAUUUCAACUGUGACCAGUAAGAAAGCAGAGGCCAAGGACUGGCCACAGGUAUGGAAUGAGUCGAGUGAGUGUGCCGAGCUAAAGGAGAAACUGUCUGUCUUCCAAAGCCAUGCCAUGAGUCCGUCACCAACUGAAGCGGCCUCGGAGGAUGGUGGCUUGGCAUAUGCGCUCCCCCUCUCGGCUCAGAUUGUGGAACUUACCAAGCGCCAUUGGAUUGCAAUAUGGAGGACCGGGUCUUACAACUUCAGCAAACUUUUCAAGUGCGUUUUCUGUGAGCUUUUCAUUGCCUUCAGCUUUUUCAAAGCCGGUCCCGAUGUGCAAGGUUUGCAGAAUUACAUGCUCGCUCUCCUUAUUAUCAUCUGGAUUAUCCCCGCAAUCGCAGCCGACAUCCAGAAUAUCUGGUUCAGCAAAUGGGCCAUCUUCGAAGCGCGCGAAAGAAAUGGCAUAUACGACUACAAAGCCCUAUUCGUUGCCUUGACGCUGGUCGAAAUCCCCUGGCAAAUCCUCUCUUUUACGGUGGUCUACUUCUGCAUCUACUGGACAGUGGGAUAUCCCAAUGUCAGCAACAUUGCCGGAUUUGUGUAUUUUAUGUUCUUGACUCUGUCCCUCUUUGCCACCAGCUUCUGCCAUCUGAUGGCCUCCAUCUUCCCCAAUCCGACUCUGGCCGGGUACGCCAACUCACUCUUCUGGGUGGUUAUCACCGUCUUCUCCGGCACAUUGGUUCCGCACACGGCAAUGAACACCUUCUACCGUCCCUGGAUCUUCUGGAUUGAUCCCCUGCGGUACUUCUUCGGUGGUACUGUCUCCAGCGUGUUGCAUGGCAUCAAAGCACACUGCAAGCAAUCAGACUUGACCAUAUUCGACCCGCCCGCGGACACGACCUGCUACGAAUAUGCAGCCGACUUUCUAUCGCAAAGCCCGGGAUACUUAACCAACCCGAACGCUACCAACUCCUGUGCCUACUGCAAAUAUAGCUACGGAGAUAACUACAGCGCCACCUUGGACUACCACUACAGCCAACGGUGGUGGAAUUGGGCGGUUCUGUUGGGCUUUGGUCUGGCCAACAUCCUCUGUGUUUGGUUUUUCACUUGGCUCUUCCGGAUAAAAUUGCGGAAGUAACAGGGUCAAUUCUGCGUGACUAUGUCACAGUAUUCUGGAAGCAAGCCUCUUGUUGCUUUUGAGUUUGCCUUCGUUUUUCGCUGUUCUUCUGCCAUGCGAAAAUCCAUAUGUUGGCCCAUAUAUUGCUUUUUAUUCUUGCUUUAAAUAAUUUAUAUUAUAGACCUACAUAGAAACAUAAAGAAUUAGACUUAGAUAGUAACUAUAGCGAAUCAACGUG
Molecule: messenger RNA, 4375 nt
Organism: Aspergillus glaucus CBS 516.65
Lineage: Eukaryota; Fungi; Ascomycota; Eurotiomycetes; Eurotiales; Aspergillaceae
Exons: 3
Coding region: 1-4158 (1385 amino acids)
Biological process (GO): transmembrane transport
Cellular component (GO): membrane
Molecular function (GO): ATP binding; ABC-type transporter activity; ATP hydrolysis activity
Source: RefSeq, a predicted model, not a curated record